AUGGGAGGAUCGAAAAGGGUAUCGAAGAAGAGGAAGAGAAGCAGCGAUGCUGAUAAUGCAAAAGAAGCUAUUUCAAACACAGCUACUUGUCCUACUCUAGUUGUUGAUGAUGGGGUAGUAUGUGAUAUCCUAAGCAGACUUCCUGCAAAGUCACUUAUGCGGUUCAAGUGUGUGUCGAAACAUUGGCUUUCCUUAAUCAAAGAUCCGUGUUUCAUUAAUUUGCAUUCUAGAACACCAAAAACAGCUGCACAUCUUCUUUUCCUCAUUCCGCCACCUCAAAGAAGACAGCCGAAAAAUAAGACUGCAGGCAUCAGUUACCAGGAAGUGUGUUUCAAGACGGCUGACUUAUUAUCUGAAGUUACUGGCAGAACAAUUUCGACCAUGCACACCACCUCUAAAUCGUUUGAGUGUCUUGAUUUUCUUGGACCUGUUAAUGGUUUGAUUUGUUUCACGAAGAAAUUCAAGGUUUCUGUGUGCAUAUUCAAUAUCAGCACCAGAGAGGUAAUGCCAUUGGUUAAAUCGACAUCUAGAGAUAAUGUUAUUGGUGGUGGUAAAAAUGAUUCUCUGAUUUAUGGUUUUGGAUUUGAUCCUGCCACUAAGCAUUACAAAUUUAUAUGCAACGGGAGAGUAUCUGCAAAGAAUGGUAAUCAAAUUAGUGUUGGCCACUUUUGGGAGGUCUUGACUUUAGGCACCAAUUCAUGGAAAAGGAUCGAGGACGUCCCGCCUUUACCUGACGGACUUACUCCGUCUUCUAUUUAUGUGAACGGCUCUAUUUAUUGGUUCCCUGACAAGUUUCAGAAAGGCAUUUGGAAUCAAGGUGUUACUGUGUGCAUAAUGGCAUUUGAUGUUGGAAGCGAGAAGUUCAGGAAGAUCCAAAUUCCUCAGUUCAUUGUUGUUCAGCCUAUAGAUUCUUAUCCACCUUUCCAGGCUUGUGUUCGUUUACAAGAAGUGAAAGGUUGUCUAGCUAUAUUGCGCAGAGUUAAGAUUCUGCUGUCAAGCUAUGGGUACAUGGAAUCAAUAACAGUGGGAUUGAUGAUGAGAGCUGGAACGAACAAAUUAUUACCUUACCUGGUUGUAUGUAUAAAAGUCUAUUUCCUGCUGCUUUCUUUUUUCAUUCUAUUACGGGAACAGAUCAAUUAA
This is a messenger RNA of Papaver somniferum (opium poppy), 1140 nucleotides long. RefSeq names its product F-box only protein 8-like. Lineage: Eukaryota; Viridiplantae; Streptophyta; Magnoliopsida; Ranunculales; Papaveraceae. Gene Ontology annotation, molecular function: protein binding. The transcript has a single exon. The record is from RefSeq and is a predicted model, not a curated record. Bases 1 to 1140 code for a protein of 379 amino acids.